AUGGUGGAUAAGGUGUUGACUAUUCCUUUGAGGAUCAAUCUUGUGAGUGAUGCAGUGAUUUGGAAGCACACAACAGAUGGGAUUUACUCUGUGAAAUUUGGAUAUCAUAUAGCUUUGUCUUUAAUAAAUGAUGUUGAAGCUUCUUCCUACACUUAUAAUGAAGCCUUAUGGAGAAAUAUAUCGAAGAAACAAGUUACACCAAAGUGUAUAAAUUUGGUGUGGAAAACAUGUAGAAAUAUACUACCUGUAAGAGAAAAUAUGAUAAGGAAGAUGCCACAAAUGGACCCAAUCUGUCCCUACUAUGGAGAAAUGGAGGAAACACUGAAGCGUCUCUUCUUACCAUGCUUGGAGGCCAAAUCUGUUUGGUUCGCUAGUCAGCUGAGUGGGAAGAUAACAACUGAAUCAAAUUUGCAAUUUAUUGCAUGGCUAAAUGGUUGUUUAUCUACAAAUGAUAUGUCUUUUUUUGGAGAAAUUAUUUGGCCUGUUGUGGUCUAUAUGGCAAAGGAGAAGUGA
Glycine soja is the source of this 513-nucleotide messenger RNA. RefSeq lists its product as uncharacterized. The transcript has a single exon. The record is from RefSeq and is a predicted model, not a curated record. NCBI's taxonomy places the organism in Eukaryota, Viridiplantae, Streptophyta, Magnoliopsida, Fabales, Fabaceae. Bases 1 to 513 code for a protein of 170 amino acids.